GUUGCUAGGGAGACGAUCAAACACAGACACUGCCGCCUAGCCGAACUGCAUUCUGGAAAACGAAGUUUCUCUCUGAUCAGGUAUCGUGUUACUCAUGGCGGCUCGGAGCAUUUUAGGACUACACCUACCAUACGCCACCGCGCGGCUUCUGGAACGGCUGCGAAAGUGUCCGAUGUAAUAACGACUGCAGCGGUCAUCAUUACCGGAGAAAAAGUCACGAAGCUGCAUGCUGAACGCUGGCUCCCUGGUCUCUCCCCUGCUGAACUUCACAGGCUGGAAAAAAGAGGAGUGGGGCACAAUGGCGACGCAGACCCUGCCAGUGAAGAUGACGAAGUAUGGGAGAUGCAUAAAUCUGGCAGCCCAUCUUGUUGGCAAAUAUAAUCCAGAGAAUCAAAGUCUGGAGCAUUUUGUUGAAGAAUCCACAGAAGAUUUCGAGACACUUAAUGAUGCAGAAGAACAGUUAGUUCUUGACGUCCUCUCUGGAUGUGUUGAAUAUAAAGAUGUCUUGAACAUCGUUGUCCAUGCUUUCUAUGCUCGGGACGGGAAGCAUUCUUUGUUGUCAGAGCACCACUUGUAUGUUGUGAUAUGUUAUAUAGCCAUAUUUAAGAUAGAAGAACUUGGUCUUCAAACCUUUGGUAGAAUUAUUAAAUGUCAAGAUGUCUCCAAGAUUUGCAAGUUUCUUAGGUUUUUCUUUAAGACUGUGAAUUUGAGCACUUGGAUAAAAGAUGAAUGGUGUCAGAUAUAUGAUUCAAACUACGUCACGGAAAACUGGAUCAGCCCCUUGCUCACGUGGCAGCCUGAAGUUCUAAAUUUACUAGAAGUUAUUGAAAGUAAGUCGGUAAAUAGUUCUACACCAGUGAAAGGUUCUAAAGUGACAGAAGUUAAAGAGUUCAAUUUAACAAAGCCCAAACCAAGGACCAUACCAGUACCACAAAGAAUACCAGCACAGAAGCCUCAUCAACCUGUCCCUGAGAGUACGUACAAAAUUCCCAAGGAACACGAGCUACUUCAAGGGAAGAAACUGAGCAAUCGCAAGAAAGCAGAGGAGCUGCUAAUUGAUGCCAACAUGGUGCAAUUCAAAUGUGCCAAUGCAGAGAAGUCCGAGAAAACCAAGCGUGUUAUGGCGGAAAUAAUGAAAGAAGAAGAUAAUGUUUUGUCUUUUAAUAAAACUAAAGCCCGACAAGUACAGAUGAAGAAGGUGGACAACGUCCCGGUUAGACUGAACGCCACAGCCAUAUUAAGAGAGGGCGCCCUCUAUCAGCGGCAGGUGGAAGAGGAGCUCCGCAGGAUCGAGAGGCUGGUUGAUGGGUCCCGGGACCCCAGCGAGUUUCUGGAAUGGCAGCGACAGAUGCGGGAGCAGGACAUGGAACGCCAGCUGGCUGCAAUAGAGUGCCGGCGCCUGGAAGGCAAACUGAGCUACGAAGAGGCCGUUCUAGCCCGCCAAAACCUCAUCCAGGAGAACAAGAAGAAGGCGGUGCUGAAGAAAGAGGAGACAGAGAAGCUCAUGCGCCAGUACGCAGAGAAGCGCCUCCGGGAAGAGAAGGAAAUGAGAGACCUUGUGGAGCAAGUGGCCGAGGGACACAAGAACACUAAGCAAGCAAGGCUGAGACUUCAGAAGUACAAGCAGCAAAUAGUGCAGGAAGUGACAGAGGAGAGCCGGGAGCUGUUGCGCCGAGCGCUGGAAGAGGCUGAGGAGGAGCUGAAGAGGAAGUUUGAACUGAUCCGUGAGAUAAGAGCCAUCGAGUCAGUGCCAUUCAUCAGACACAAGUUUGUGGAUUUAACAGAAACUGCUGGGCACGGUCUGAACUGUGAGAUGUCCUUAGUGGAGCUUCAUGAACGACUGACCCUGUUGAAGGAAGCCCAGAGGAAAGAUGAGGAGGAGAAGAGGGACCAGAUCCUUGAGGAAAAGCAGUCAAAGCAGCAGCACCUGCUGGACACCCUAGAGCAGAUCUCUCUACAUAGAUCCGCAAUGGCGAAAGCUGCUCUUCUCAGGUUGGACGAUAAAAAAACGAAAUCUCAGUUUGGAAAAGCUGCAGUGGCCAAUGACGAGCGAGUCACAGAACUGCAGAGAAAGCUGGAGGAGAAAAUAUCCGAGCGCAAGAUGCAGGCUGAGGCCUUAAAGAUUCCCCCCCAGCAUAAUAUUGCCAAAUUUUCUAAGAACUCAUUUGAAGAGCAGCACUGGAAGGAGCUGGAAGAGAGUCGAGAGCGCCAAGCUCAGCUGCUCCAACACGGGGUGGAACCCAGAGGAGCAGCCAGCCGCAUAUCCGCGUAUCAGGCUAUAAGAAGCAGGAACUCGCCCUCCUGCCUGCUGCAGUCAUAGGCUAUUACUUCACAUGGACAUCGGGGUUAGACUGGAGUGUGAUCUUAUGUCACAGUUGCAAUAAACCAAUAUGAAUAAAAAAAAAAAAAAAUAGAAAUAAAA
Molecule: messenger RNA, 2422 nt
Organism: Pseudophryne corroboree (corroboree frog)
Lineage: Eukaryota; Metazoa; Chordata; Amphibia; Anura; Myobatrachidae
Gene: CFAP99
Product: cilia and flagella associated protein 99
Exons: 17
Coding region: 227-2320 (697 amino acids)
Source: RefSeq, a predicted model, not a curated record